UAUUUCUGUGCGUAAUGGGGUUUAUUAUGACGUCAUUUGUUUUGUUUGCGAAGUUAGUGUUCUCUUAACCCAUGUUUAAAAAAAAAAAUCACCAUUUUCAGGUGUUUUUUUUGCCUGAUGAACAAGGAAGUAACGUUCAUUCAGAAAUGUAGGCCAGGAUCUUCAGAGGUACCUAGGCUUGUCACUGUUGCAAUGGGCAGCUGUUAAGGGCCUUUCUUAAAUCUUUCCAUGUCUAAAUGGACUCCUGAAUGUAAUAUAGUUUAUACUCUAAAAGCGGAUAUGAAGAGUGAAGUUCCUUCUGAUGCACCAAAGAGACAGGAGAGUCUGAAGGGGAUCCUCUUGAACCCUGAGCCUAUUGGGGCGGCCAAAAGCUUCACUGCAGAAGUUGAGAUGAUUGCCAGUAAAGUAGGGAAUGAGUUCUCUCACUUGUGUGGUGAUUCUCAAAAGCAAAAGGACAUGAAUGGCAACCAUACAGACCAAGAAAAAGGUAUUGUGGUGCGAAAAAAACGCAAGAGCCAGCAGGCUGGUCCUUCAUACACUCAAAACUGUCCUGAUAAAGAAAAUAAAGGAAUUUUAGGAUUGAGACAGCAUCUAGAAACACAGAGUGAAGACAAUGAUUCCUCUUUUAGUGACUGUAUCUCAUCGCCUUCAUCUAGCUUGCAUUUUGGAGACUCUGACACAGUAACAUCUGAUGAAGAAAAAGAUGCUCCUGUGAGACACCCUCAGGCAGUGUUGAAUACUCCAAGUAGAACUCACAGUGCAAGGUCACAAAAGUGGCCUCGGACUGAGGCAGACUCUGUACCCGGGUUAUUGAUGAAAAGGCCCUGUUUUCACAACAGUUCUUUAAGAAGACUUCCAUAUAGGAAGAGAGCUGUGAAAACAAGUUCAUCACAGCGGACACAGAACCAAAAAGAACGAAUUUUAAUGCAGAGGAAAAAGCGGGAAGUGUUAGCUCGAAGAAAGUACGCUUUGCUCCCCAGUUCUAGCAGCUCCAGCGAGAAUGAUCUCAGUACUGAAUCUUCUUCCAGUUCAUCUACUGAAGGGGAGGAAGACUUGUUUGUGUCACCUGGUGAAAACCACCAGAAUAGCACAGCUGUUCCUUCAGGAAGUAUUGAUGAAGAUGUUGUGGUGAUUGAAGCAUCCUCCACUCCCCAAGUCACUGCUAACGAAGAAAUAAAUGUUACCUCAACAGACAGUGAAGUGGAGAUUGUUACAGUUGGUGAAAACUACAGGUCUCGUUCUGCGCUCGGCCACUCGAGAUCGCACUGGGGACCGAGCUCCAGCUCGCACGCUGCCCGGCCGCCGGAGCAGCGCUCCCGCAGCAGGAUCUCCACCGUCAUCCAGCCCCUGAGGCAGAACGCAGCCGAAGUCGUGGACCUCACUGUGGAUGAAGAUGAGCCGACAGUUGUGCCAACCACAUCAGCUCGAGUGGAGCCGCAGGUCGUGAGUUCUGCUUCCACUUCCAGCUCCAGUACAUCUACCUCAGAGCAGGCCUCUGAUGCAGCUGCCAAUGUCUCCACCAGCCAGCCCCCUGCAGCACCAGAGACCACUCCCAGUCUCCCCAGUGGCAGCACUGCUGGCACUUCAACUGGAGAUGAAAUAAGAAGAGCUGCAUCUAAUUCAACACUGGAAACUGGCCCUCCGGCCAUGCCAAGGCUACCAUCGUGCUGCCCCCAGCAUUCUCCUUGUGGAGGACCUUCACAGACUCAUCAUGCAUUGGGACACCCACAUACAAGCUGCUUCCAGCAGCAUGGCCACCACUUCCAGCAUCACCACCAUCACCACCACAACCCUCACCCAGCUGUCCCACUGUCUCCUUCCUUCAGUGACUCCAGCUGCCCUGUGGAAAGGCCUCCUCCUGUGCCCGCCCCGUGUGGAGCAAGCAGCAGUUCUGGCACCAGUUACCACGAGCAGCAGGCAUUGCCAGUAGACUUGAGCAGCAGUGGUAUCAGAAGCCACGGCAGCGGCGCUUUCCACGGAACGUCGGCUUUUGACCCGUGCUGUCCUGGCUCUUCGUCGCGCACGGCGCUCUACGGGCACCAGGCGGGCGCCGGGCCCAGCCAGGCGCUGGCCAUAGACGGGUACGGCUCGGGCAUCGUGGCACAGCCGCAGCCGCCGCCCCAGGCCUCGCUCUCGUCCUGCCGCCACUACAUGCAUUCUCCCUAUGCUUCCUUGACCAGACCUCUUCACCAUCAAGCUUCUGCAUGUCCUCACUCUCAUGGAAAUCCUCCUCCACAGCCACAACCUCCACCUCAAGUGGAUUAUGUUAUCCCUCAUCCAGUGCAUCCCUUUCAUCCUUCAAUCUCCUCUCAUGCAUCUUCUCAUCCUGUUCCACCUCCACCACCAACUCAUCCCUUAGCCAAUGCAGCUGCUCCAAUACCACAGCAUCUCCCUGCAACACACCAGCCAAUAUCCCAUCACAUCCCUGCUACAGCACCUCCAGCACAGAGGCUACAUCCUCAUGAAGUGAUCCAGAGGAUGGAGGUCCAGAGAAGAAGAAUGAUGCAACACCCAACACGUGCUCAUGAGCGGCCUCCUCCACAUCCUCACAGAAUGCAUCCUAAUUAUGGUCAUGGGCAUCACAUCCAUGUGCCUCAGACUAUGUCUUCCCAUCCUCGACAAGCUCCGGAGAGAUCUGCCUGGGAACUAGGAAUUGAAGCUGGUGUGACUGCAGCUACUUACCCUCCAGGGCCCUUGCAUCCUCACUUGGCCCACUACCAUGCACCUCCUCGACUGCAUCACUUGCAAAUAGGGGCUCUUCCUCUAAUGGUACCAGACAUGGCGGGCUACCCUCACAUCCGUUACAUUUCAUCGGGAUUGGAUGGAACAUCAUUCAGAGGCCCUUUCAGGGGCAAUUUUGAGGAGCUGAUUCACUUGGAGGAACGACUAGGCAAUGUUAAUCGUGGAGCAACACAGGGAACUAUAGAAAGAUGCACAUAUCCACAUAAAUACAAAAAGGUAACAACUGAUUGGUUCUCACAGAGGAAACUGCACUGCAAACAAGAUGGGGAGGAAGGAACAGAAGAAGACACAGAGGAAAAGUGCACCAUCUGUUUGUCUAUAUUGGAGGAAGGUGAAGAUGUCAGGCGCCUUCCGUGUAUGCACCUUUUCCACCAAGUGUGUGUAGAUCAGUGGUUGAUUACUAACAAGAAGUGCCCCAUUUGCAGAGUGGACAUUGAGGCUCAGCUGCCUAGUGAAAGUUGACACUGCUUUCCAGAACUCUUGUCCUCCCUCUCACUCCCUCUCAUCCUUCCUGGUACUGCAGUCAACCAAAGAUGGCAUGACUUACCUGCGCAGAUUUGGAAGCAUUGAACCCAGAGUGCUGGCUCUGCUAUAUGGUACAACUAAUGCUAGACCUACAGUUUAUGUAGAAGACAGUUGAGUUUCAGUGUAUUUAUAAAUUUGUUUUGUUUUGUUUUACAUUUUUUUCCUUUAAAUUCAUUACUGUAUUUUUGCAUGGUUCCUUGUAUUGCAUUUGUUUGCACAUAUUAUGGGCUUUGUGACCCCAAACUUGCAGGCAAGAUUAGCUGCUUUAGUAAGUAGAAUUGUGUGGUCUCUUUUUUGGUUUGUUUUAUGUAGUAUCAAGCUUUGAAAGUAUGAUUUCACUCAUUACUAACCUUGAAUUCCUUAAUUUAAUCGAUCAUAUAUAUUUUAGUUUAAAUGUAUAAAGAUCAUCUAGAAAAGGAUAAUAUUAUGUAUUGAGACAUUCCUUAAUUAGGAAAAAAUGGCUGCUGUAUAUUUACAAGAUCAGUUAUGAGUCAGAUAACAUCCUUAAUACUGGGAACAGAAUAUGAAUUAUAUUCAGUUUGACUGAUGCAUAUAGCAUACUCAUCACCAGAGUUUUUGUCUGAUCAGGUUUUUGUGUUUGUUUUAAAAAUUUCAGCACAAUGCAGAUAUAUUUGAAUGUCAAUAUUAAACAUUUAGACUGCUGUUCA
Messenger RNA from Vidua macroura (Pin-tailed whydah), 3935 nucleotides. It is a transcript of the gene RNF111, whose product is annotated as ring finger protein 111. Bases 229 to 3204 code for a protein of 991 amino acids. Gene Ontology annotation, cellular component: nucleus; cytoplasm. The record is from RefSeq and is a predicted model, not a curated record. The transcript has 14 exons. NCBI's taxonomy places the organism in Eukaryota, Metazoa, Chordata, Aves, Passeriformes, Viduidae. Gene Ontology annotation, molecular function: SMAD binding; ubiquitin protein ligase activity; SUMO polymer binding. Gene Ontology annotation, biological process: ubiquitin-dependent protein catabolic process; positive regulation of DNA-templated transcription; positive regulation of transforming growth factor beta receptor signaling pathway.